This is a messenger RNA of Sus scrofa (pig), 1205 nucleotides long. RefSeq names its product SH3 domain binding glutamate rich protein (gene SH3BGR). Gene Ontology annotation, cellular component: cytoplasm. The record is from RefSeq and is marked provisional. NCBI's taxonomy places the organism in Eukaryota, Metazoa, Chordata, Mammalia, Artiodactyla, Suidae.
GAGAUGCCUGGGCCUCUCCUGGGAGAGGCAGGAGCUCAGACAGCCCUGGGCCCCCGCCAGCCCCCACCUGGCAUUUGUCUGUGUCACUGUCAGGAUUUGUCUAGCGCCGCGUCCCCUAGCAGGGGUGUGUUGGGGGGAGCCCUCUUUCCAGACUCUCAAAAUGGUUAUCAAAGUGUUUGUUGCCACAUCUUCUGGGUCCAUAGCGAUUAGGAAGAAACAGCAAGAAGUAGUGGGCUUUUUGGAAGCGAAUAAAAUCGACUUUAAGGAAUUCGAUAUUGCUGGAGAUGAAGACAAUAGGAGAUGGAUGAGGGAGAAUGUUCCUGGAGAGAAGAAACCUCAAAAUGGGAUCCCUCUGCCUCCCCAGAUCUUCAACGAAGAACAGUAUUGUGGGGAUUUCGACUCUUUCUUCUCUGCAAAAGAAGAGAAUAUUAUUUAUUCGUUCCUUGGCUUGGCUCCCCCUCCAGGCUCAAAGGUGACAAAAUCGCCCGAGGAAGCUUCAUCCCUUCCCAAUGGUGACGUGGCUGGAGAGGCGCAGAGCACCACUGAGGGAGCAGAGAAGCCUGGAGACGGUGGAGAACAGGAGGCUCAGAAGGAGGAGAGUGAAGAGGCGGGCGACCUCGGCGGAUCCCAAGAGAAGCAUGAAGAAGAGGGAGAGACAGCCCCAGAAGAGGCGGGCGACGUAACGGAGGAGGGAGCAGAAGGGGAAGCAGAGGACGAGGAAGCCGAAGCGGGAGAAGAGGAGCCAGGAGACGACGAAGAGGCCGAGGAAGAUUCGUAGGCCGUUGCCUGCCUUGUUCUUCUACCUGUCCAGGACACUCAAGUCACGAAGCAGCAUUUCAACGGUCCCCCCCAAACCCCACUCAACAAGAGUGCUUUGGCCGGAAGCUGGCACAUCCGGGCUUCACUGCGGCAUCGCGUAUCUGACGUGACGAGGUGUCCUUGCGAAUAUCUGCUUAAUCAUGUCAACGCGAAGUCAGAUGUGAAGUCCCACGCCUACCUUCAUGAGCCUGACAUUUGUGGCCUUGGCUUAAUCUUUUUUUUCUCUGCAUGAAUAGACAGAUCUUCUAAUACCCUGAAAAAAAAAAUGCUUUCAAAAUAUAGAACUUCUCUUUGUGAUAUAAGAGUCUUUGUAGGUGCCUUAGGCUACAUGUCUCAGAAUUAGCUUUGCAGACACCAGUCUUACCAAUAAAGGUGAUUAGCAAAUA